Molecule: messenger RNA, 2118 nt
Organism: Oncorhynchus gorbuscha (pink salmon)
Lineage: Eukaryota; Metazoa; Chordata; Actinopteri; Salmoniformes; Salmonidae
Product: 55 kDa erythrocyte membrane protein-like
Exons: 12
Coding region: 243-1646 (467 amino acids)
Cellular component (GO): plasma membrane; cell-cell junction
Molecular function (GO): signaling receptor binding
Source: RefSeq, a predicted model, not a curated record
AAGCUGCAGUGGGCCUGCCCCCUUUAGCAAUCGGAUGUUUACUUGCUUUGUCAGCUGUGUCCUCGCAGCCUAGCCUACUAUAGUCUACCUCCGAAUUGAUCAGAACCUCGGACUUGAACCCCAGAACAGCAAUACAUCAGACCGCCAAGGUUCCUUGUCACUCAUUUCCCCUUCUCUGCUACUAUAGGACCUAGAACAAGGGCGCAUUACGUUCACUUUAGUUGUUUUGCUAACCAGUAAAGAUGACAUUAAAAUCGAAUAAAAACGAACCCGCUGUCAUACUUGAGCGGGUGAACAGUGCUCGAACAGCCCUCUCCGACCUGUACCUGGAGCAGCUGCUUCAAAACAAACCAAAGCCAGAAAAGGGGGUCAUGCCAGCCUAUGAGACAAAAGGAGCAGAAGUAUACACCAAUGGCAGUGCUGGUCACAUGAACGGAACUGAGCCAACUAGGAUGCGUGAGGUGGCGUUUGAAAAAAAUCCCUCAGAGCCCAUGGGGGUGACUCUGAAAUUUAAUGGAAAACAGAAGUGCACUGUGGCCAGAAUAUUACAUGGGGGAAUGAUACAUAGACAAGGUUCCCUACAUGAAGGGGAUGAAAUAGCAGAGAUCAAUGGAACGAGUGUGGCCAACCAAUCUGUCGACCAGCUACAAAAGAUCUUGAAAGAUACCAACGGAGUAGUGACAAUGAAAAUCAUCCCCAACCAGCCAAGGUGCUCUCUUGUGUGUGAGACGUACAUGAGGGCUCAGUUUGACUACGACCCUGCCAAGGAUGACCUCAUCCCAUGCAAAGAAGCAGGGCUGAAGUUCAAAACGGGCAACAUCAUUCAGAUCAUCAACAAGCAUGAUCCAAACUGGUGGCAAGGCAAGGUGGACAUCUCUACUGCCGACUUUGCUGGAAUCAUCCCCUCCCCAGAACUUCAAGAAUGGCGGGUGGCAAGUAAAAGCAAGGCCACAGAGGGCACCCAAUCCUGCAGCCCCUUUGGAAAGAAGAAGAAGUGCAAAGACAAGUAUCUGGCCAAGCACAGCUCUAUCUUUGACCAGUUGGACGUGAUUUCUUAUGAAGAGGUUGUCCGGCUCCCUGCCUUCAGCAGAAAAACCUUGGUGCUUAUUGGCGCACCAGGUGUAGGAAGGAGCCACAUCAAAAGCUCGUUGCUGACCAAAUACCCAGAGAAGUUUGCCUACCCCGCACCACACACCACCAGACCCCCACGUAAGGAUGAGGAGAACGGGCAGGAGUACUACUUCAUCUCCAAUGACGCCAUGACCAAGUGCAUCACUGGAAAUGAGCUGUUGGAGUAUGGCAGCUUCCAGGGGUUCAUGUUUGGAACCAAAAUGGAGACUAUCCAGAAGAUCCAUGAGCAAGGAAAAAUUGCCCUGCUCGAUGUGGAGCCACAGACAUUGAAACUUUUGCGGACGGCAGACUUUGCGCCUCUAGUGGUGUUCAUCGCACCUACCAACUCAGCUACCCAGUCGGAAGCUGUGCAGUCGAUCCAGAAGGAGUCAGAUGCCAUCCACUCCACCUACAGACACUUCUUUGAUGUGCUGCUGGUUAACAACGAUGUUGAUGAGAGUGUGAAAGGAGUGGAGGCGGCCAUAGAGCAAGCCACUUCCACCCCACAAUGGGUGCCAGUUUCAUGGGUCUACUGACCCGUGUAACCCCGAACAGUCUAACAAAACUGCUUUAAUAUCACAAGACCUGGCCACGCAUUACUGAUACACCACCAGGUUUGGGUAGCAGCUAAUCGCUAUGGUUACUGUCAAGUUUUGCACGAGUGCAUAAAAAAAAGCAAUACAGACGAUACCAUUUGAUUUCAGAAAGUAGAAUUAAACUCACCACAAAGGGAUAUUUUACAUCUUUGUAAGAGCUUAGUGCUUCUGGCUUUUCAGGUGCUGAAUGAUGGGUGCCAUAUGACUGCAGCUGAUUAUUAGCAUGUGAAUGCAUAGAGGACCACUAACUGUGAACGUAACACUUUACCUGACAGGGUUUCAUCAUCAGUAUCCUUAUCUCGGGUUCAAUUGUAAACAGGGUGUCAUGAAAUGUUACAUAACUAUAUUGUCCAUAUGGUCAUGUAUUAAAAUACAGGGAAAACGUGUGUUCUACAUUAAAUUGUCAAGGUUC